Molecule: messenger RNA, 666 nt
Organism: Staurois parvus
Lineage: Eukaryota; Metazoa; Chordata; Amphibia; Anura; Ranidae
Source: the annotation of a GenBank genome assembly
AGGCACUCGGGCAGAGGCACAUCGGGCGGGACUCCGGGCAGAGGCACAUCGGGCAGGACCCCCGGGCAGAGGCACAUCGGGCAGGACUCCGGGCAGCGGGGGCAGGCAUCGGGCAGGACUCCGGGCAGAGGCACAUCGGGCAGGACUCCGGGCAGAGGCACAUCGGGGCAGGACUCCGGGCAGAGGCACAUCGGGCAGGACUCCGGGCAGAGGGCGGGCAGGACUCGGGCAGCAGGGCGGGCGGGCGGGACAUCGGGCCCCGGGCAGAGGCACAUCGGAUUACCAGGCGAAGCAGCAGGCAGCGGGCCCCAGGCGGAGCAGCAGGCACCGGGCCCCCGGGCGAGAGCAGCAGGCAGCGGCGCGGGCCCCGGGGGCGGGGCAACGGGCACCGGGCCCCCGGGCUGGGCAACGGGCACCGGGCCCCCGGCGGCGGGCACCGAGUCACCAGGCACGACAGUGGGCUCCGAGUCAACUGGCAUGACAGCUGGCACUGGGUCAGACAUUGGAUCGUCUGACUGGACAGCGGGCAUCGGGUCACCAGGCAUCAAGUCAUUUGGCUCGACAGCGAGCACCGCGUCAUCUGGCAAGGCAGUGGGCUCCGAGUCAACAGGCACGACAGUGGGCACCGGGUCAUCAGGUACCGGAUUGUCUGGCUCGACAGCGGGC